AUGCGGGUCCCUCAAGGGCUGUUGCGCCGGGCACUCCGCACAUCCUCAGAGGCGCGCUUGGCCUCUGCGGCGGCAAGCCGGGCGGGGCGGGCCGAGCGCACAAAGGGGCGGGCGCCGCCUCGUUCAGCUGUGCCGCCGCCGCCGCCUCAGCCUCCCGCUUGGGCUGCCUGCCUGCAGGGGAUGAUGAUGCCGCCGCCGGGCCGCUCCUGGAGCGCCCUGGCCGCGAUGCUGCUGCUGGUGCUCGCCGAGGCCAGAGAGGCGCGGGGGAACGAGGGGGCGGCGGCCUCGCUGGGGCAGAGCCGGCCGUACGCCGUGCUCAAGACGCAGAACCUGGUUCUGAUGGGAAGUGUCUUCGGCGUUCUGCUCAUCGCCGUGAUCCUGAUGGCAGUGUGUGUCUACAAGCCCAUUCGCCGGCGGUAGCCCGGGAAUGUGUCUUCAGGAGAGCUGGGCUCUGCUUUUGGCCUGGUGGCUGGAGGGGAGAGACACCCUCUCCAAUACCAAUCUGUGUUCUGCUAAACUCAGCCUCCGUCUCCUUGGUCUUCAAGCUUCUGAACGCUUUGCUUCCAGCUGAAAGUGGUUUUGCUCCUGGUGCAAUCAUUCUAGUCACUCUUUCAUGUGUGUAUGUACUGUGAAUAUAUUGGCAGGGAAGGAUCUUUAGGGAUUUUAUGGCUCAGUAGAAUUUAUUUUUUUUAAAAUGUUGGGUUUUUAAAGUUGGCCACUGCAUCAAAACUGCAGACUUUAAAAAAUGUAGAGAAUCUUUUGAUUCCUUUGGGAGCAAUGGAGAAAGACUUGUCAGCAUUCAUGACAAUUGUUUCUUUGUGUGUGUGUAUAAACCAGAGGCGUUCCCUGCGCCUCAAAGUGUUGAAUAUUCCAGCUGACAAAACACAGGGAUCUCCUUCGGCACUGUUUUUAUCUUUCAUCACUUCUUGGGGUGCAUUGGAAGAUUGCAAUCCCUCAAAUGCUCUUUAGACAUAGCAGUUGAGCUUUGCAGAAUUAGAUCUGCUCUCUGCUUUGGCCGGGGAGCUUAUGAAACAUGGAUGGGGGACCAUCUGUGGCUCUCCAUCUGUUGUUGGACUCCAGUUCCCAGCCAGCAUGGCCAAGGAUGGCAAAAAAACGACUCCAGCAACAUCUCAAGAGCCACAGGUUCCCCACACCCGUGGUAAAACAUCAGUCCCAUUCUGGUUGGCCAGCACAGAGUGCUCACUUUUCAUCAUUUUGGAGGAAGGUAAUACUUAACAAUUGCACACAUUGAUAUAUUCCAAUUUGAGUGCUUCAGUAGUCACUACAGGGGUCUUUGGAAGCUGCCAGUUUUCUCAGCUUAUGGGAAGGCCGUUAGCUCAGUAGAAGAGCACCCACUUAGCAUGCAAAAAGGGCCAGGCUCAGUCCCCAGCAUCUCCAGGUAGAGCCAGGAGAGAUUGCCUGCCUGAACCCCCAGCCAACCACUGACAGCCAGGGAAACCAUCCUGAGCUAGAUGGACCAUUGGCCUGCAUGUGGCAGCUUCCUAUUUGCCCAUAUUCCAAACUGUCAGCUCGCCUUCUCUGCACUAGCCAAACUCUCCACAUAUGCAAGACAGAUUAACCUUAAUCUGGUACUCAUUUUGGUAUGGGAUGGUAGUUUAAAUUUUAGCAAGAUCCAUUAAAGUCAUUUUGGAUUACAAAAAAGGAGCCAUGCACAGCCUGGGUGCCAAAAGGAGCUAGUCUGUUUUUAGGAAAAAGGGUCUGUAGAGUAGAAACCAAAGGCCUCAGUUUUCCUCUCCUGUGAAAUGGGACCGGUGUGACAAGAGAUCCACAGUUCAAACGCCAAAGCCUCUCCUGUAGUAAACUCAAGGGUACUUAAAAGGAAAGAGAGAAUCUUGAAAGUCUUACAUUUGAGUGAGAUAAUAGACUUCUGCUAUUACACACAGACUGUGUUGAAUGAAUGAAGCAUUAUUUUGCUUGUUCUGUUUUCUCCAGAUAAUAGAAUGUCUCCUACUGUGAGUUAUUCUCGUGCAUGGAUUUGUGUGCAGACAUUUUAAACAAUGAAUCAUAAUAAGCAAGUGGAGGGGGAGGAUAUAAUGGUGCAUUGGCAUCUCUAUACAUAUUUGUGGAGUGGACUGAGUUGGGCACACAGAUUUGUAUGUUUGUGGUGGGGUGGAGGAAUUGUCCCUUUCACAAGAGAUACCGUUGUGAGUGGGGGUGCCAAACAUCCUGGCUGCUGCACAAAACAGCACAAAUAGACGUCAGUGGCCAUGAUCCAGUUUAUGCUGAGCGUGUGGAGUCUCACAAUAUGCAGUGGAGCCACAUCCAUACCUCUAGAAUUCCCUUGCCAGCAAGAGAGGCUGCACCUGUUUACAGCUGCCUGGAUUGUGGCCAGUGGCUUUUAUGUGCAUCCAGCGCUGCAGUCACUCCAGGGAGUCAUCCAGAGGGUGGCAGACCAGCUGCAAGAAGCUGCCUGGAUGUGUUCACACUGAAAAGUUGCACACUUUAGUUUUUGUUGCUGCUGGUUUUGUUUUUGUUGUUUCAGACUUGAUUUUCCUGGUGUAUAUUUUUUAUACAUGUUGAUAUAUAACAAAGGCUUAACGUCACUGUAUUAAUUUAUGUUUAGCAGUUUUCAAUCUAAAUGUUGCUUUCUAAAUGAAAAUUCUGCCUGAGUCUCUCUCUGUCUCCCUCUUCUUAAUGAUUUCUUAAUAGUCAUCCUUUAUGACGACUAUAAAGUUGGCAACGUGAUUGCUUCACGGCACAAUAAAAAAAAGUGUCUUCACACAAUGGAUUCCUGGCUACUGCAGUUCACAUAUUUUCUAUGAUAAUUAUGGCUUGCAAAGCUUUUGGCAUUUUGCAACCCUUGCAUCAAUCACAACAAAGAGGCAACAUUUCUAGAUACUCCACAUGACUGUACCCUAGGACAGCUGGUCAUGGAACCAACCAGAGGGGGACCUACUGAGAGAUGCAAGUGUUGUCAAACCAUUUGGG
This is a messenger RNA of Rhineura floridana, 2949 nucleotides long. It is a transcript of the gene C19H12orf76, whose product is annotated as chromosome 19 C12orf76 homolog. The transcript is spliced from 2 exons. Lineage: Eukaryota; Metazoa; Chordata; Lepidosauria; Squamata; Rhineuridae. The coding region runs from base 1 to 420 and encodes 139 amino acids. The record is from RefSeq and is a predicted model, not a curated record.